Molecule: messenger RNA, 2066 nt
Organism: Clunio marinus
Lineage: Eukaryota; Metazoa; Arthropoda; Insecta; Diptera; Chironomidae
Source: the annotation of a GenBank genome assembly
AAACAAUAACAAAUAAAUAAUUCUCCAUAGUUUUCCUUAAAAUAUCCUCAUUUAUCUGCUCAAAAUAUAUCAAAUGAAACCUUUUUUCAAUCAUAGAUGUGCUACUCAUCUGCCAAAGGAAACAGAAGUACUUAAUUUAUUGUAUCAAGAGAUCAAAAAUAGUCAAAAUAGUUUUCCAUCAUCUCAACUCAAAUCGCUAAUCGAAAGUUAUUCUCGAGAUGCCAGACGUGACUUGAUGAAAAAAGAAAGAGAAGGCGGUUGUCCCUUGUUUUAUGCUGCUAAACUCGGUAAUUGUGAAGCUGUGGAAUACCUAGUAACAAAUUGUGAUGCCGACAUGGAGCAGAGAAAUAUCUUCGAAGUCCAUGAAGAGAAAACUUUUCACUACAGUACACCACUUUGGGUUGCAGCUGUAGCCAAUAAAUUACCUGUAGUCAAGCUUCUUGUGAGAUUAGGCGCAAAUAUGAACUCAAUUUCCGACUCUGGUUCAACAGCUGUAAGAUCCGCUUGCUUCAUGACGAACGUGGAAGUUGUUGAGUUUCUCGUCGAGGCUGGCGCAAAUUUCAAACUGCCGAACUUCAAUGGCGGAACUUGUUUAAUUAAUUCUGUUCAAAGCAUAGAAUUAUGCAAUUUUCUUAUUAGCAAAGGUGCUGAUGUUAAUGCCAGAGAUAUUCAGAACAAAACAGCUCUUCAUUAUGCAAUUCAAGAGCAUCGAUUAGAAACAACUCAACUUCUUAUUGAGCAUGGAGCAAAUCCAUUUACAAAGUCAAGAUAUGGUGAUGAUGCACUUCAGACUGCAUGUCUUAGGGGCGCAAAUGAGAUUUUUGAAUAUUUACGAUCAAAGAUUUAUUACUCACCUGAUCGUAUUGCCAACGCUUUAGAACUAUUAGGAAGCACAAUUUUAACUGGUGAACAGCAUUUACCGAACGAAAGUCAAGCAAUAGUUUAUUGGCGACAAGCUUUAGAGAUUCGAACUCGAGAAAACGUUCCGAAAAAUAUUCUAUCACCGAGAGAAGUAUUUAAUAAUAUCGUUGAAUUCACGACAGUUGAUGAGUUAAAUUCAAUUGCCAUGGAUCUUGAUGAUAUGCGCAUACAAAGUCUGAUUAUCAGUGAAAGAAUUUUGGGAUUACAACAUAAAGAUUUUCUCUUUCGAUUGCUUUAUCGUGGAGCAUUCUUUGCUGAUUCAAUGCGAUAUGAUGGUUGCUUGAAACUUUGGAUUCUUUCUUUAGAGAUUCGUGUUGAGAAGAACACUUUGCUUCACUCAGAUACAGUUUUUGUGACCCAAGCGAUUGUUCGUCUCAUGUUGAAUUUGAAUUUAAAAGAUUCAGAAUUUAUUCCAUUUGAAGUUCAAGGACAACCAGACUUGCCAUCUUUUGAAGAAAUUUAUAAAGUGUUUCGUCUUUUAACUGACGACAUUACAGAAGCAAAAAGACUUUUAUCAAUUCGACCUGUUUAUAAGAAACAACAAGAUAACUUUGACAAAAUGCUUAAAUGCAUUACGCAUCUUAUUUAUUUAAUGUUGGCAACAGCUGGAAAAUGUGAAGAGAAACUUAUGUUGAUUCAUAAAGGAGUUUAUAAAAUUAUGAAGAGCGAUAUAAGAACAUCUAAUCAAGAUACAUUGUUGCAUAUGUGUGUGUCUCGUCUGAAUUAUGUUAAGCAUGGAUACUUUGCUGAUCACAACAUGACAGCAAAAUCUGUUUUUCCCAACAUUGAUGUUGUUAAACUUCUUCUCAAUUGCAAUGCGAAUGUUAAUGCAAGAAAUGAAUGUCGAUCAACGCCACUUUUCAUUGCUUCAAUUCCCUAUAAUUAUAACUUUGAGCUCAUCGAAACUUUAUUAAAAGUUGGCGCUGAAAUGGAUUAUCCAAAUCGUACCGGUGAUCGUCCACUAACAAUGUUUAUCUCAAAUCCACUCAACAACAUCCCAAUUAUGAAUUACUUGACACUCAAAUGUUUAGCUGCAACUUGUGUUGUAAAGUAUCGCAUACCAUAUCGAAAUCUCAUACCAAAAACACUGGAAACAUUUGUUCAAGACCAUGAAUAAUAAUUAAAUCACAAUUCGUACUGAUGAA